Molecule: messenger RNA, 1857 nt
Organism: Tribolium castaneum (red flour beetle)
Lineage: Eukaryota; Metazoa; Arthropoda; Insecta; Coleoptera; Tenebrionidae
Gene: GCS2beta
Product: Glucosidase 2 beta subunit
Exons: 3
Coding region: 63-1625 (520 amino acids)
Biological process (GO): N-glycan processing
Cellular component (GO): glucosidase II complex
Molecular function (GO): protein binding; calcium ion binding
Source: RefSeq, a predicted model, not a curated record
UUUCAUCCGCGCAUGUUUUGUCGCCCCAAACGUCAACGUUUUGACCGGUGUUGUGAAACGUGAUGGAGUUCUCUAUGAAAAACUUUAAAUUUUACCCAAUUUGCCCGACAUUUUUAGUGCUGUUGAGUGUCACAUGCAGUUCCGAGGUGUCCAGGCCUCGCGGGGUUUCACUAUCGAGAGCUUCUUUAUACAAUCCAGAUCGUAAUUUUUUAUGUUUUGAUAACAGCAAAAGCAUACCUUUUUCGCAAGUAAAUGACGAGUAUUGCGACUGUCCCGAUGGCAGCGACGAGCCAGGGACGUCGGCGUGCCCCAAUGGGGUUUUUCACUGCACCAACGCCGGCCAUAAACCCUUGAAUUUAGCCGCGAGCCGAGUUAACGACGGGAUUUGCGACUGUUGUGACGGGAGCGAUGAAUACGCCGGAAACACUGUGACCACGUGCCCCAACAUUUGCCUGCAAUUGGGGCGACACGCCAGAGAGGAAGCCCAAAAGCUGGCGGAAAUUAUCAAAGCCGGCAAACAGCUCAAAGCUGAGCUUAGCCAGAAAGGUUUGAGACUGAAAGAAGAGAAGAAGGAGAAGUUGGUGGAGUUGCAAAAGAACAAAGAAGAGGCUGAGAAAGUUAAAGCCGAGAAACAGAGAAUUAAAGAUGAGAUUGAAGCGCUUGAAAACAAGUCACUUGAAGUUUACCGGAAGCUGGAAGAGGAAGAGAAGCAGCGCAAAGCUGAGGCCGAAGCACAGAAAACGAGACAGGAGGCCACUGAAACGUUCACGAAAUUUGAUUCCAAUCAGGAUGGCUUAGUUGAUAUUGCAGAGCUCCAGACGAGACAAUCAUUUGAUAAGGAUAGGAACGGCGAAGUGUCGGUGGAAGAAGCUAAGUAUUUUUUGAACAAUCAAGAAUCCGUGGACCUUGAAACAUUUAUAUCAGACGCUUGGGCUAACAUUAAGCCUUAUCUAAUGAUGGAUGCUGGUUUAUUCAAACCACCGGUCCCCCAGGAUGGUGAAGCUGAAGACUUGCAGGACGGAGACGACGAGCAUGACGGUGCUCCAGAGGGCGAUGAAGGAGAGGAGGAGGAAGAGCCAUACCAGCCUGAGGAAGAACCAGAAGAAACGAAACUGCAGUACGAUGAAGAAACGCAGAAAAUUGUAGACCAAGCCACCGCUGCGCGGAACGAGUUUACCGACGCGGAGCGCGCAGUGAGGGAAAUUGAGUCAGAAAUUGGCAAUAUUAACGACUACCUAGAGAAGGAUUUUGGGCCCGAGGAAGAAUUUGCGACCCUUCAAGGGGAAUGUUUCGACUACACCGACCAUGAGUACAUUUACAAACUGUGUCCCUUUGAAAAGGCGACACAACAGCCCAAAUCCGGCUCUUCUGAGACCAGAUUAGGAACGUGGGCGAGAUGGAACGGCCCUGAAGACAAUAAAUACGGUUCCAUGCUGUACGACAAAGGGCAGAGCUGCUGGAAUGGCCCUCCGAGGUCGACAAAAGUGAAUAUUGUGUGCGGUACUGAAAGUAAAGUGACUGCGGUUUCUGAACCUAAUAGGUGCGAAUAUUUGUUCGAGUUUGUAACGCCUGCAGCUUGCAGAGAAAUUCCAAGUGAAGCUGAUGAUUUACACGAUGAAUUGUAGAGUUUUCUAAUUGUGAAUUUAUAACUUUUAUAUAAUCCAUGGUAGUUUGUACAUACAUUUCCUAAAAAUUUACAGUAAUUUUCAAGUAUUGCGCAUUGUGAGAUAGGUAAGUUUGGUAGUUUGUUUAUUUUGUGUGGCGGAAAAUCAGUGAUAAUUUAAGACCAAGAACUUUGUUAUUAGUGGAGGAUCAUGUUUAAGAAAAAAUUUAAAUAAAAGUUUUGAAUUAAAACCA